AUGGCAUCACGUCAAGUGGACUUGGAAGCGCUCAAGUCGCGUCUGUACCGCGUGGCGUGUGAGAAAAUUGCGUCGGAAAGCGUGGCGCUGACGCGCGUGUCUCGCGCCUUGUGGGAAAACCCAGAGCUGGGCCUUCAGGAGAAGCAGGCUGAGCAACUCCUGUCUUCUUUUCUCCUGUCACGUGACUUUCCCGUCAUACGUCACCAUGUACUGCCCACUGCCUUCUUAGUCACACACCCUGACGACGCACAGGUGGUCAGCCGUGACGUCACAGAUGGGGACAAUGACGUUAGCAACGGUAGCGUUAGUGUUGGUUCAUGUGUUGGCAAUCUGGAGUCUUCUGGUAUAACUGAUGACGUCAGAGAGUCGGCUACACCAGCAAGCGAUGACGUUAAGCACCAGGCAGUGGAAACCAGGAGCGAGUCACGCGACGUCUCUCACGUGGCGGUCUUCUGCGAAUACGACGCCCUUCCGGACAUUGGUCACGCGUGUGGACAUAAUCUGAUCGCUGUCGUGGGACUGGCCACUGGUUUGGGCAUCGCGGCGGCCAUCGAUGCGGCGUGGUGCGAAAAUGUCACGCUCGGGAAGCUGAGUAUUAUUGGAAGCCCGGAUGAAGAGAAUACUUGCGGGAAAGUGAACUUGCUGAAGGCCGGCGUGUUGGAGGGCGUCGACUUUUCUCUGAUGGCUCACCCUGCCAUGUCGGAUGACGCCACGCCCAACUUCAGCGGCUGUUAUUCUUGCUUUGCCAUCUUCAAGGGUACUGGUGGCUCGUCGAUGAACGCGUGGUAUGGCGGCGGCGGCGGGAACGCGCUUGACGCUGCGUGUCUAGCCUAUCAAAGCGUGGCGUGUCUGAGACAACAGUUCCGCCCUGACUGGCGUUUUCACGCCACUUUCAAGAGCGGCGGAGUCCAUCUGGAGCUGGUGCCUGAGCGUGUGGUUAUAGAGAUCUACUACCGAGCCAACCGGUUGGAGGAGUUGAGAGAGUUGGAGAGCAAAAUCUUUGACGCGUUCCGUGGCGCCGCUACGGCCUGUGGGUGCUCUGUGGAGUAUGAGAUGCCAUAUCCCAAAAUUGACCCCCUAAUCAGCAAUGAUAGCCUCGUAGCGGUGUACACGAAACACGCGGCUGCGCUUGGCGUGAAUCUGCCGCAGGCGUGGGGCGAACGUGACCCUGUGGGUUGUACGGAUAUGGGCAACGUGAGUCAGGUAGUCCCUAGCAUCCAUCCGGUCUUCGACAUCGGCACAGACAGUGUGCUCCACACGCGGGAUUUCGCCGCCGCCGCGGGCACCGCGACUGCUCUCGAGCGGAGUCUCCAGCAGGCAAAAGUGUUGGCCAUGACGGCCAUUGACGUGAUGUUGACGCCGAGCGUAGUGCGCGCGUUGAGGGAGGACGCCAAACGGCUCCGGGAGAAAAAUGUACAGUCCUGA
Molecule: messenger RNA, 1425 nt
Organism: Aplysia californica (California sea hare)
Lineage: Eukaryota; Metazoa; Mollusca; Gastropoda; Aplysiida; Aplysiidae
Product: peptidase M20 domain-containing protein 2
Exons: 1
Coding region: 1-1425 (474 amino acids)
Molecular function (GO): dipeptidase activity
Source: RefSeq, a predicted model, not a curated record